AGGUCGAUGUGCAGUUUAAACCUAAAGUGAUGCCGAAGGCUAGGUUCUUCAAACCAAGGCGCAAUGACCUUAUUAGUGAGAUUUCAAGUCCAACGAACGUUGUCAAACAUGUCCACGUUACUUAUGAUCAAGAAACAGGACAGUUUCGGGGGAUACCAGAUUACUGGAAAGAGAUGAUAGAAAACUCAAAUUUCUCAGUUGAAGAUAGGAAGAACAACGCAGAUAAAAUUCUGAAUGCUGUAACUGCCUUUAAAGAAUCUCAGAGGACAAAAUAUCUGGGUUUUGAAGGCCUAGAUAGCGUUGACGAAGAUGAUGAAUUAGAAAAGAAAAUGCGGUUGUUCAUUCUAAAUUCAAAGGAAGAGGUGAAGAAAAACAGCCAGCUUGCUACGCCAUCCACAGAUAAAACGAAUGCCCCGGAUCACGUUUAUAUUGACCGGAAUGGUGCCCGUACUCCGCCUGUGCCACCACCAAAACCUUCAGUCAGUGACCCAAACAAACAAGCAGUCCCUCUCCUCCGCAAGCGUAUUCGUAGGAAACUCACAGAUGAGGAAUUUUAUUCAGAAUUAGAAUCAGUAAUAACUCCUGGAAACCCUCGUGAUGUUUAUUCUGUGGAGAGUGAGCUUGGGACAGGUGCUUCCGGUACUGUUCGACUUGGUCGAAAUAAAAGGACUGGACAAAUCGUGGCAAUUAAAGUGAUGAAGUUGGAUAAACAACCCAAUCGUGACUUGAUUAUCUCAGAAAUCGCUGUUAUGAAACGUAUACGACAUGAAAAUAUCGUCAACUAUUUAGAAUCGUACAUAUUAAAAAAUGAGAAUCAAUUAUGGGUUGUUAUGGAGUAUCUGGAUGGUGGCGCUUUAACAGAUGUAGUCACUGAGACUGUUAUGUCUACUGAUGUGAUUGCUGCCGUUGUUCGAGAAUGUGUAAAAGCCCUCGUAUUUCUACACGAUCAAAAUAUUAUACACAGACAUUGCAGAUAUGUGACACUGAAGUCUUUUAGAAGAGUCUAUCAUUCUCAGUUACCGAAUUUCGGUAGACAAUACACAAAUGGGAAAAAAAGGACUGAAAAUUGCCGACUAACCUACCAAUUUAGAGCUUAGAGAAAAGGAGCAGAUGAGCUUGGCAGACUUGGAAGCAUAUAUAUUUUUAGGCUUAUGCGUAGUUAUUUCCUCUCUAACUAUAGACUCAUCAAAAAACUGAGCAAAUGGCAGUUAUGUAGCUAAUUGUCCUCUGCAUCGUAGGCGUACACGUGUACGUUAAUGUGUAAAACUAACAAUUCGAUAGUAUUGCGGAGAGCUGUCUGCUAGCCAAAAUCGGUAGACAGUAAUUUACGUCACUGUUUACGUCCCAAAUCUUGGUCAUGAGAAAAAAACAAAGACUAACUCAACAACCAAUAACAGCAGAUUUAGCGUGGUCGGAUACGAUUAGCAGAAAUAUCAACGGACUGCUUAAGAAACGGCAACAAAGGGAUGACAACAACCAAUCAGAAGACGUUGCCUCUCUACUAACAAUAACGAAUAAUAAUGUACAUAAAAAUAUAUAAAUAUCUGUUGAUUUUCUCAAUAAACGAUCUGUUGCCUGGCCCUUGUCUUCUGUCGUUACAGUAUGUACAUCUACAAUAGUGUUAAUUGAUGUGAUUAUGAACAAUAAAUUGCGUUCGAUACAUCAUCCGUUAGAUACUACUGUUUCGCCGUGUGAUACAUCAACUAAACAAAUUUAUAUGGAGGUACACGUGUACGAAAUAAUAGUGAUACAUGAUUUCAGUCCAUGCAGGAGUUCGGGAAGGAACAGUCAUCUCCCACUUAGCAAAGUGGUGUGUGUUGUGCCCAUCUUUAGCUUGAAGUCCGUAGUUGCCAGGUAACACUGUUUUCGCUUGUGUUUGAAAUUACUGUUAACCUGGAAUAUAUGGUUAUCUAGACAUGAUCGUAGUUCGUCCGUCGGCAUGGGGCUCCACAGAUAUCUUCCAUAUACUUUUCAAACUAUUUCAGUUUUCCUCCUUGAGCAUUAAAAUCACUUACUGAUAUGGUUAUAAAGGAUUCUUUUGCUUAUGUCAGCAGGCUAGACAACUUUCGAUAAAACUCAUCCUAACUGCAGUCAGUUUGUGUGAGCUAAGAUUAUAGAAUGCCAUCGAGGAGUACCACCAUGCUGUCUUCUUCUUCGGGAUCUGUUCAGUCGUAUAGCAUAAAUACAACUAACGACUGAGAUUCAGCUGAUUAGUUGGCUUGUUGCUGUCGAACUCGAUGCUAUCUGUAUACUAGGAAGUGCACAAAAACUGCUGACAUAUAGAGUGGAUUUCGUAAAUUUACCAGUUCUUGUUAAGCGAAUAACCACACUUACGUCCUGUGUCUCAGACACACUGUAUAGGUCCAAAACGAAGAUGUCAAUUUUGCCUGCUGAGGCUUGUAUAUAUGUGGCAUUACGAAAUUAAGAACAGCAUUCCUCCGACUGAAGCCGCUAGCAACAUUUACAGCAGAGAAAAGACGUUCCAGGAGAUUUUGUCAACAAUAGAAUAAAGGCAAGUAGAUGGAGGUGAGUGAGUGAACGGAGGGCUUUUGUGUGCUUUAAAAGUUGUAUUGGAAGAUGCCACUUCCAGGAUGCGUAGAACGUUGAAGCUGAUUUAUACUUUAAGCACCUGGAAGAGAAAAAAAGACUAGUGACUUCUGACGAGCACAAGAAAGUUUUUUGAUAUCGACUUCAUAGUCUACUUAGACUUAAAAAAUAUGAAACUUUGUCCGUACAGAAGAUGUAACUGCCAACAUCUCAUCUAUCCUGUUGUGAGUGCAAAUACUAGUCACCUGAUAGAAACACCUUGGUGCUGCUGCAUGCCUCUUCCCUAUGAGUACGUCUUUUCUCAUAGAUUCUCUGCAUGGUGUAAACACUGCACACCAUAAUGGUAACUACUUUUAGUCUAAUUGCAAUCCAACCGAAUUUUCUGGCAUGAUAGGACAUGUCGUAAUAUUCGUUCCAGUCAGCACAGUUCUCUGAGUAAUGUGCUUGCGGAUUGAGUGGUGGUAGUUUUCGUAUGCGGUUUUUAGGGUGAAACAGUUUUCUUUGGUUUUGUAGUCACCAUAGCGAACUAAGAUAAUUGUGGAAGAAGAGAAAAUAACCAAAUAGAGACAAAUGAAGAUAUCUGGGAGAUGAUAAUAAGCGAACAACUCGAAGUACAUGUUAAGAACUACAACCUCUAUCCGCAACUUCUUCAGUGCUCUCAGUCGGAAACAAUAAAUUUGAAAUAAGACAGCUGUAUUUUUUUUAACGAAAAAAAAAACAAGUUGAACUAGAUCACCCAUCUUUACAUGAUCCAAUCCUUUCUGUCCAAUCUAUCCAUAUUAUCAGGAUUUUUAAACACAAUAGUGAUAAAAUACGUGCACCAAGAAAACUAAUGUAUUUACUGGGUUCUCAUUCACAUUUUCUUGUGAAAGAAAAGGGGAAUAUUGUACAAUACAUUUCGUUAUAGUAAGUCGAAUACAGAGAAGAAUAAAAGUUUGAACAAAACAUAUUUUGUAUUUCAUCGGUUUCUCAGCAUGUGGCUUACAAUUUGUGAAUUCUAACAAUCAAUAAUGCGUAUAAAACUAUGACUUUUGAGGAUACACGUUUAGAUUUAUUUUGGGUACUAAGAAUGCCUACCACACCAUAAUUUUUCUAGUGAAGUGAUUUUAAUUCAUCGCUUUCAACAUUUUACAAAUCAUUUUGUAUUUACUGACAAUUGCAGUACUCCGCCUUUUGUGUUGCUUGUUUGGUUAUUGACUUAAUGGUCACACGGAAUAUUGUAAAAUCAGUAAUACAAAAUUUGCAUAUUGUAUAUAUAUAUAUAUAUAUAUAUAUAUAUAUGUCUUAAAAGAAACCAAGCUAAUUUACGAUUGUUUUUGUAACACAGGGAUAUAAAGUCAGACAAUGUUCUUCUUGGUAAACAGGGUCAUGUCAAAGUUACAGACUUUGGAUUUUGUGCUCAGCUUGGCAAUCGACAGAGUAAACGUCAGACAAUGGUUGGGACUCCCUACUGGAUGGCCCCUGAAGUUGUUUCAAAGACAGCAAAUUAUGGACCUAAAAUCGAUAUAUGGUCACUUGGAAUAAUGAUAAUUGAAAUGUUAGAUGGAGAACCGCCGUACAUGAAUGAACCUCCACUUAAGGCUAUAUACCUCAUUCAAACUAUGGGAAAGCCUAAACCUAAAACCAAGUGCCUGCAUCCAAUGCUACAAGACUUUUUGGAUAAAUGCUUAGUUGUAGAUCCCCUCAAACGAGCCUCUGCACGUGAACUUUUAAACCACGAAUUCUUCAAGUACGCAGGUAAUUUAUCCUCUCUCGGACCUCUUAUACGUGCUGCGCGAGAAAGUUUGGGAAAGAAGGAGUAAUGAUAGUGAUAUUCGAAGCGUUCAGCAGAAUACAUGACGGAGUUGUGCAAAAUCAUGGUGAUCUGGGACUUCUCCAAACACGUAUCUUCAUGAAAAGUAUAAUCUCAGAAACAAUUUUCAAC
This is a messenger RNA of Trichobilharzia szidati, 4471 nucleotides long. The record is from the annotation of a GenBank genome assembly. Lineage: Eukaryota; Metazoa; Platyhelminthes; Trematoda; Strigeidida; Schistosomatidae.